Xyrauchen texanus (razorback sucker) is the source of this 4801-nucleotide messenger RNA. Its product is annotated as ubiquitin carboxyl-terminal hydrolase 4-like. The record is from RefSeq and is a predicted model, not a curated record. The coding region runs from base 36 to 3065 and encodes 1009 amino acids. Gene Ontology annotation, biological process: protein deubiquitination. The transcript has 22 exons. Lineage: Eukaryota; Metazoa; Chordata; Actinopteri; Cypriniformes; Catostomidae. Gene Ontology annotation, molecular function: cysteine-type deubiquitinase activity.
GUGCCCGCGAUUACUGCGGGUUCACUCGCUGCACGAUGGCGGAGGGAGGCGGACCCGAAUCGGGUAACGCUUCGGACCCUGACGAGAAGCCGGUGAUCACACAGACGCCGGUACCGUCCACUGAAAGUCAAAAGCAGAGCAUCGGGACGCUGCUGAAAACGCCACUUCGAAAAGGAGAAGAGUGGUAUUUGAUUGACAGCCGGUGGUUCAAACAGUGGAAGAAGUAUGUGGGCUUCGACAGCUGGGAUAUGUACAAUGUUGGUGAGCACAAUCUGUACCCUGGACCCAUUGACAACUCUGGGCUCUUUUCAGAUCAUGAAGCCCAGACGCUGAAAGAACAUCUCAUAGAUGAAUUAGACUAUGUGUUGAUGCCUACAGAGGCCUGGAAUACACUGGUCAGCUGGUAUGGCUGUUUGGAUGGUCAGAAGCCCAUCAUUAGAAAGGUGGUUGAGCAUGGGAUGUUUGUGAAGCAUUGUAAAGUGGAAGUGUAUUUGCUUGAGCUGAACUUGUGUGAAAAUGACAACAUGGAGAAAGUCGUCACCCGCCAUUUCAGCAAAGCAGACACUAUAGAUACUAUUGAGAAGGAGAUGAGGUCUUUAUUUGACAUCCCAUCAGAAAGAGAAACUCGACUCUGGAAUAAAUAUAUGAGUAACACUUAUGAACAACUUAACAAGCUUGACAGCACUGUACAGGAUGUAGGGCUUUUUCAGGGCCAGGUGCUUGUUAUCGAGAAGAAGAAUGAGGAUGGCACAUGGCCCAGACAGAACAGCCAUUCCAAGUCCAGUACUUCCACUUCACGUAAUUAUACAACCUCCCCCAAACUCUCCUCAAAUUCGUCUGCCACCAUUUCCUCCACAAUAAUAAAUGGUGAUAGCAAUAGCAACUCUGGCUACAUGCUGAACAACAGUACUUCUGGGAACAGAUUGGGAAGUUACAACUCCUACAGCUCCUCCUACAGUUACAGAGAUUCACCUGCUCAGCCAGGCCUCUGCGGUCUGAGUAACCUGGGCAACACCUGCUUCAUGAACUCAGCUCUCCAGUGCCUGAGCAACACUCCCCCUCUGACGGAAUAUUUCCUCGAGGAUUGCUAUGAAGCAGAGAUCAACCGGGAAAAUCCAUUAGGGAUGCGAGGGGAGAUUGCAGAGGCCUAUGCAGAUCUGGUCAAACAGAUGUGGCUUAGUCGGAGCAGUUAUGUGGCUCCUCGCACUUUUAAAACACAGGUGGGUCGAUUUGCCCCACAGUUCUCAGGGUACCAGCAACAAGACUCUCAGGAGCUGCUGGCCUUUCUGCUAGAUGGCCUUCAUGAGGACCUUAAUCGUGUUAAGAAGAAGCCUUACCUAGCCCUAAGAGAUGCUGAGGGUCGCCCUGAUGAGAUUGUUGCUAAGGAAGCAUGGGCGAACCACCGGUUACGGAAUGAUUCCAUAAUCGUGGACAUCUUCCAUGGCUUGUUCAAAUCUACGCUGGUCUGCCCAGAGUGCUUCAAAGUUUCUGUCACCUUUGACCCCUUCUGCUACCUCACACUGCCCCUGCCCAUGAAGAAAGACCGCACUAUGGAGGUGUUUCUGGUUCGCACUGACCCGCAGUUCAGACCCAUGCAAUUUCGUGUAGUGGUUCCCAAAAUGGGUGUAGUAGCAGACCUGUGCAGUGCUUUGGCCAAACUAUCUGGAGUUCCUUCAGAGAAUAUGGUUGUGGCAGAUGUUUACAAUCACAGAUUUCAUAAAAUCUACAAACGCGAUGAUGGUCUCAACCAGAUUACGGAGAAGGACGACAUCUUUGUUUAUGAAGUGUUAGAGGAGGAUAGUGAGAGGAUGAAUCUGCCAGUGUACUUCAGAGAGAGGCAUUCUAAGCACAGCGGAGGCUCUUCUGGCGCAAUGCUUUUCGGUCAGCCUCUUCUUAUAACCGUCCCACGCCACAACCUCACCGUUGAUACCCUAUAUGAUCGUGUGCUGGAAAGGAUCGGACGUUACGUUAAACGUUCACAGGGUACCGUUUCAGAGAGCAGAGCGUCUGCCUCAGCUACAUCCUCUAGCAGCAGCCAAUCACCAGAAUGCAUAGCUUCAGUGUCCAGUCACAGCAAAGAGCUGAGUGGCUGCAGCAGUCCUGUUUUAGACGGAGCUUCCUGCAGUGCCACAUCCAACAGCAGCAAUCACUCUGGAACCUGUAAUGGCCCCAAUGGAGUUUGUGAUGGUGAAGAGGAAGCCAUGGACCACCAGGAGAGUCCAGAACCUGAAAACAGCCACUCAGACCCUGUGGAUGGAGAGGAGGACUCUGAAUCUGAGAAUGGAUCCAAUAACAACAGUGGGAAAUCUAUUUCUUCCCGACCUAAACUCUUCUCUUUCAGCAUGGUCAACUCCUAUGGCACAGCCAACAUCAGCUCUUUACCUUUUGACGGCAACCUUCUCAAACUCACAAUUCAUUCUACAGUAGCCAUUGACUGGGACUCAGACAAUAAGAAACUGUGCUACGAUGACCAGGAAGCUGAGGCCUAUGACAAACAUGAGAAUGUGCUGCAUGCACAGAAGAAGAAGACCACAGUAGCUUUACGAGAAUGCAUUGAGCUCUUCACCACAAUGGAGACCUUAGGAGAGCAUGACCCUUGGUAUUGCCCCACAUGUAAGAAGCACCAGCAGGCCACUAAGAAGUUUGACUUGUGGUCUCUUCCACGCAUUCUUGUUGUGCAUCUGAAACGGUUCUCUUACAACCGCUGCUGGAGAGACAAGCUUGACACUGUCGUGGACUUUCCCAUUAGGGACUUGACCAUGUCAGAGUUUGUUUGUGACCCCAAAGCUGACCCAUAUGUCUAUGACCUCAUUGCUGUUUCCAACCAUUAUGGAGGAAUGGGCGGAGGCCACUACACUGCAUAUGGCAAGAACAAGAUGGAUGGAAAAUGGUAUUACUUUGAUGACAGCAGUGUGUCCGCUACCUCUGAGGAUCAGAUUGUGACUAAAGCGGCCUACGUGCUCUUUUACCAACGCAGAGACGCUGAUACACCACCUAAAUCCACCCCUUCUGCAUCACUAGGUGGAGUUCCACAGUCCCUGGAUGAUCACAUGGACACCAACUGAGUUUCUUUAAUCUUUCAAGGACAGGCACUGAAACAAAAACUACAUAAACAUGAAACCAACAAUGCAUCAACGCACAUCCCUGGCUACUUCAGUGACUAUUAAAGGCUCACAAACAGGCCCUUUGUUUUUAGCUUUUUUUUUUAUUUACUUUCACGCAUGCAUCUUUAUCAAGAGCCCAUAAAAGAAUAUUAAUAAUAAAGAGAAUUUUAGUUUGAAGCGUGAUAUGAAAGACUUUGUUCUUGGACUUUGAUGCCUGCUGAUAAUAAAAUCUUGUUAAGUUUGUAAUGAGGGUAAACCGGCAAUAUAACCUCCUUUUUGGACAACAUGAAUGUUAUAAAUACUGCAUAGAUUGGUUGUUGGGAGGGGGGAGGGGUGCCUAGAAACAGACUUGUGUGUGCAAAAUUAUGCUUUGGAUUAUGUUUGGAUUUUGCUUCUUCCCACUUGGACUAGCUAUCAGCAUCUUUUAACAUGUGCCUCCUGUGAAGAAUAGAUUCUCUGUGGAUAUAUAAUUAAGUGUGUGGUGAUAAGCACAGAGAUGCUCUUGGAGAAGCUUGCGAUCUUAAAAUAUUGUCUCCAUAGUUCAUUUAUCCUUUAACAAGCAAGCCACUGUUAGAUGUCCCUAACAGCUCAUUUACAUCAACUAGAUGUCUGUUUGAUGUGUUUUUCAUCUGGAAGACGCAUCUGAUCUUUUAAAGAUGUUUAGCAGAUUUUAACUAGAUUUUGAAGAAAAGGUCUAAAACUGACAUCUUUGAGAUGUAUGUGUGCGAUCUGACAUGAAUUCCAGAGGGUGUUGAACUUAAAUAUUUCACUCUUAAGUUGUUUACUCUAUGGAAGUCAUAAAAUGUUCUUUUGAAUAAAUUUUUUUGGGCUGCAUUCCGAUAUAUCCACACUAGCAGCCUUUAUGCCCCAAAAACUGUGAAAAGGGGGCUUGUGUGUAUGUAUAUGGUUAUGAAAAUGAUAGGCAGAACAAAUAAACCCAAGUUAUGGUCACACAUUAACUGCCCCAGAAAGUCUAGUUAGAAUUUAAUCUACAAGGAAGUUCCAAAAUAUCUCAUUUCAGAUCUGAUGGCUAGUGCUUUGCAAAAAUAUGUCCAAAUGAAACCAAGAUGUUUGUCUCUUGUGGAUGUUUUAAAUGAACUUAAAUUGCUUUAAUCCAGACAGUAAUAUCGAGUCUCUGCUCGAAAGAGGUGCUAAAUCUAUGACACUUGGAACAGAUGUGCGUUUAUGAUGAAGACUAACAUAGAAACAACAUGCUAUCAGUACCUGGAAAUGUAGAUUGGCGUAUCUACUAAAAGACAUUGUAAGUGCUUCAUACAUGGAACAAUGCUACACUGAUCUAAAACUCUGUGUGUAUGUGGUAAAACAUGCAAUUAUUUCUUAAUCUGCAAAAUGGUGACUAUAUGGUUGUUUCCGGUGUUUACCUUUCCAUGGUUUUUGCAGUCAUUGACUGGUAAAUCCACAAUUGUUGAUAUUUAUGUCAAUGAUGAAUUAAUUAUUCAGCAAAUAAAUUCAUAUCCAGCUAUGAAAUUUAAGACACAAACUGAAGACUUACACAGGAUGGCUCAAUACAACUCAACGUCCUUUCAAACGUUUUGUCAAAAAAAAAAAUUCAUAGAUGUAAGUUAUCAUUAUCUGGGGAACAGUACAUAGCUGUUUUGUGUUAUAUUUAUCUUGCCAAGAUGUGCAACACCAGAUUUUAAUCAAGCCUAUUUGAAUUGAAGAUAUAAUAAAAUGUG